Messenger RNA from Plasmodium vivax (malaria parasite P. vivax), 1341 nucleotides. RefSeq lists its product as hypothetical. Bases 64 to 1341 code for a protein of 425 amino acids. The record is from RefSeq and is a predicted model, not a curated record. The transcript has a single exon. NCBI's taxonomy places the organism in Eukaryota, Apicomplexa, Aconoidasida, Haemosporida, Plasmodiidae.
GACGCGAGCUGCACACCGUGACAAGGCAUCACCAUCACCCCCCCCACAUACACCAUCAACAAAAUGGAGAACCAAAAACCAGCCUGCUCGGGCUUCAUAAUUAGCCUGCUCUUCUACGUGUGCUUCUUCUUCUACUUCGGACUGUACAGCUUUGAAGUAAUUUUCAUCUUCUCCUCCAACAUGGACUAUGUCAUGCUCAGCGUCCUGCUAAUCACGACCAUUCUGUCCAUCUCCCUGGUCUCCACCGGAUUAGUACACACCUCCGUUUUUUUGGUGAUCGUCAUAUCAUUAGUGGAAAUGUACGAAUACCAAAACUCUUCGUUUGCGAAUGUAAUGGAUUAUAAGUUUAGCAAAGUGUUUUUAAUCAUUCGAAUAUUUGCCACCGUUAAUUUCCUGCUGUUUUACUACUUGCACAUGAGCAACCUCAAAAGGAAGAAGCAGGUGGACUUGGCCAAGUCAAGCUCGAGUGAGAAGAAGACACAGACGUACACGCAGACGCACGCGCAGACGAACGCGCAAACGGCGCAUGGAAGGAACUCACCGGAAUGCAAAACUGACGAUUUGAGAUAUGGCGGCGUACUGCCUGUUGGUGGAAAGUUCAUCCCAAAAGGGGUCACCCACACGAGCACGCUCCAGCACACGCUAGAUAACGACGACCCAUUGAAGAAAACACAAGUGAUAGAAGGGUAUAUAUUAAAACAUGUGACCAUUCCGAUUAUACAAAAGGAUGAGAGGCCUCAUCCUCCUCCUCCUGCGGUGUCCAGUCCACAGGGUAAAGUGUUUGAAGUCCCCCCUCACCAUCUUCCAUACAGCCACUACAGCGUCAAAAGUGUAGAUAGUAAUGCGCACGGGUUAGGAGCUAAUCAGCCGCUGAGCGGCGGCACCUUUGUCGAUGACGGCUUGGACGAGACCUACAGAAGGCAGUACAUCUCCCCGUGGGUAGUGCCCAACAACAGCAUCGGAAGCGGCAACUACAGCGGCAACUGCAGCGGAAACAACAGCGGUAGCUACACGACCGCCACCACCGCCGCCAACAGCAACAGCUUGUACGGAAACGACGUUGCCUUGGCGGGGGCGGAGAGUCAACAAGUGAAUAAAGGCCCCUACGGAAAUGCAACUGCUAACGCUUGCUAUAAUGGCGGCUUGAACGCUUACCCUGCGAAUAAGUUGCCCGACGAUAGGGAUCCAUACCAAGUUAGGCCUCAACAGAUGGGACCCUACCAAUCGGGUGUGUACCCAUCGGUGGUGUACCCAUUGGGGGAAUACCAAGCGGGGGCAUACCAAACGGGAGCAUACCAAACGGGGGCUUACCAAGCAGGGGCAUACCAAGCGGGGGCAUAA